Molecule: messenger RNA, 1839 nt
Organism: Candidozyma auris
Lineage: Eukaryota; Fungi; Ascomycota; Pichiomycetes; Serinales; Metschnikowiaceae
Product: bifunctional triglyceride lipase/lysophosphatidylethanolamine acyltransferase
Exons: 1
Coding region: 1-1839 (612 amino acids)
Biological process (GO): lipid metabolic process
Molecular function (GO): triacylglycerol lipase activity
Source: RefSeq, a predicted model, not a curated record
AUGAUACGGCGCUACGUGGGAUACGUCGUGCUCCCCAUAUUUGCGUUCGUCGUGAAUCAUACCCCAGGUUUCGUAUGGAUACUCAUCGACUUUGUCCUUGACGUUUGGUUGUUCUGGGUCCGCAAGAUAUACCAUUGGCACACCCGUACAGAUAGUCUUAAUGAAGCUCUUAAACAGCUCAAGUCUGUGGAAAAUUACAAUGAGUGGAAGGCUAUAGUUACAGAGAUAGAUAGACUCACCAACAUGGACAUAUGGAGACAGAACUUCAUUUCCAAGCACUACGACUAUAUGCUAGUAAACGAGCGCAUGACACUAUUACGGGAGGCCAGACUCAAUGAAGAUGCAUCUCUUCUCAUGUCGUUGCUUCGUUCAGGGCUUUUACGCAAUUUUGGAGGAAUAGCCCAGAAGAGACUCUACACAAAGGCGUACCUCGGCACUAAAUUCAAGAUUCAAGAGUACAUCAUCGAGGUAUUAGAUUGCCUCAAUUACUUGAACGAUUCCAUCCAUGCAGAGCGUGCAAGUAAUGACUACAUCAUGAACAGCAAGCAGCUAAAGCUUGACUUCUUCCACGAUGCAAGACAGUCCUUUGGUUGCACAGCUCUCAUCUUGCAAGGUGGGUCUCUCUUCGGCUUGUGUCACAUUGGCGUAGUGAGAGCACUAUACUUCAAAGGAUUGCUUCCACGUGUGAUAGGUGGCAGCGCUGUUGGUGCUGCCGUUGCGGCAAUGGUGUGUUCUCUCACAGAUGCGGAGCUCAUACCUAUCUUGGUUUCCAUAACGGAUGUGAUGGGCAAUGUAGAUACCCUCAACCACGAUGUUGAUGAGAGGUAUGGAAAUGUCAUCGAGAACGUCGUACGCAAGGGAUACUCCCAGGAUAUCCUUGUUUACCUCAAAUUCGUGAGAGACACAAUAGGCGAUUUGACCUUCGAGGAGGCCUAUCUCAAGACUGAAAAGAUCCUCAAUAUUGUGGUUCAUCCAACGCAUCAAUCCAUACCCUGCUUACUCAACUACAUCACGGCACCUAAUGUCAUCAUAUGGACUGCAAUUUAUGCCUCUAUAGGCACAGGAGUUCUUUCGGACAACGUUCAAUUGUACGUCAAAGAUCUCAAAAAUGACAUUGUGCCUAUGGCACCAGACUUAGAUAUCUCAUUCUUGAAGCCCCAGGAUGUCAGUUAUCAACAGCAUUACUUCAGUUCUCAUAGGAAAAAGGACCAGGAGCAGAGUUUGUUUUCGGCUCCAGCAGAAAACUCUCCAUAUACCCGGCUCACAGAGCUCUUCAACGUCAAUCAUUUUAUUACAAGUUUGGUGAGACCAUACUUGGCCCCCCUUAUCAGCAAUGAUCUCAAACAUCACAAUGCAUAUGGUAAGUUGAGAUUCAGCGAUGAUGCAUUAAGUAUAUUUUGGAACGAUGAAUCUAAAAAACUCGAAAAACCAAAGUCUUCAGCUUCCCACAUCGAUGUCCUUACGAAAGACUCCAGUUAUAACUUCAGGAAACAUCUCAAAAAUGUAAUUGGUCUUGAAAUACAGCAUCGACUUGACGUCAUGAACAAACUCGGCCUCUUGCCAGAGAUUGUGAAACGUCUAUGCAUUGACGAGAAGCCUUCAACUGCACGCUUUUCGACAAAUUCACGGGAAAUAACAAUAGUUCCCGAAUUGAGAUAUCUUCUUCGGGACAUUGGUCGAGUGUUUGAUGUUCACAAGACCAUGGAAAAUAUACCUUACUGGAUCUUAGUGGGUGAGCGUUCUGUCUGGCCUUUGUAUCCCUUGCUCUGGACCAGAUGUGCCAUUGAAUUUGCACUCGAUGACUUAUAUAGUCUUCACAGAAAACAGAGACGUGCCUGA